AUGGUCCCGGAGGCUCUGUGGCCGCCGUUAUCAGUGGCGUCUCACAAGAGCUCGGGCGAUAAUGGCUGCCGGCGGCGACGAGCUCGGAUCGACGAGGAGGACGACGACGACGACGGCGGAGGCGGAAGAAGAGGCGGAGGCGGAGAGACGGUGGAGAUGCACCUCGAGGACUACCAGCACGGCGAGAGGAGCGAGGAGGACGACGUGCGACGGCCCGUGUCCGUUCUGGAGCGAGACGACUUCGUCGACGACGGUUCCCUGCCCGACCUCAUGUCCAUGGCGAUGACCGGCAUGGACGUCGUCCAGCCGUACUGCUGGACGGACAACAGCGCGCUCUUCUCCCCGCUGGAGAUCGGCACGGAUCCGCGGGACUAUCUCGACUGGGACCAGAUGCCCGUUGUCUUUCAGUAUCCCACCAACGGCGGUGGAUCGCCGGGCGGUAGCACCUGCAGCGAUCAGGCGAUCACUCCGACUUGGAGCAACGCGGUGGGUACAGCGACGACGACGACGACGACGACGACGGAUCAUGGCGAGGAUAAGUCGAAUCGAAAGUUACCGUCGAUGGGCUCGGCCUUCUCCUUCUCGCGCGCCUUCAGCAACACGAUUUAUCCGGAGUACGCGGCGGAGUCACCGGGCGAUUAUCAAGAUUAUCCGGACUGCCAAGAGGACGUGGUGUCGCUGUUGAUGAGCAUCCAGAACGACGUUCAGAGCUACAGUCCCACGGUCGCCGACGAGUUUGACCUCAGUCUGAUCCGGGGCGACCCGACGUCGUUGCUAAGCACGGCGGACUCGUCGUCGUCGCCGACGGCCUGCCCUCUCCCGACCGGCGACGACCAGCAGGAACCGGCAUUCCAGAGCUUCAAUCCGCCGUACUACCCGGUCGGGCAUCUCGUUUCCUCCCAGCAACAGUCGUCGACGGUCAACCUGAUGGCCGGUGAGCUCGUCGGCGCGACGGACGGUUUCGGCAAUCAGGUGAUACUGCCGCGGAACGAGGGCCUGCUACUCGGAAACAACAAUCGAUGUGUCGCCGGGUCGAAGGUCGUCGAAACCGAGAAGAACGACAAAUUGUAUGGUAAACGACCGGUGGACGAUAGCCUCGCGUCGGCUUAUCAGUGCCGCUGGAUCGACUGCGGAUGUGCGUUCGCGGAGCAGGAGGGCCUGGUGCGGCACAUCGAGAGGCGGCACGUGGAGUCGUCCUCGGCGAACGCGCACGGCAGACGGGUCCAACGGGACCGGGACAAGGAGCGAGAUGGCAAGGAAGCGGCGGACGGCUUACCCGGGGCGGCCACGACGACGGCGACGAGUCGCGAGGAUGAGUUCGCCUGCCUCUGGCAAGGAUGUCCGCGCGCGCGGCCGUUCAACGCGCGAUACAAACUGCUGAUCCACAUGCGGGUGCACACGCAGGAAAAGCCGAAUAAAUGUCCGUUCGCCGGUUGUAAAAAGGCUUUUAGUCGUUUGGAAAACUUAAAGAUACACCAGAGAUCGCAUACAGGCGAAAGGCCUUACGCGUGUCAACACAAUGGAUGCUCAAAGGCAUUUAGCAACAGCAGCGAUCGGGCCAAGCAUCAAAGGACUCAUUAUGAUAGAAAACCAUACGCUUGCCAGGUAAGUGGCUGCGGUAAACGUUACACGGAUCCGUCGAGUCUCAGAAAGCAUCUGAAGAAUCACACGGAGAAUUCGAGUACGCUGUCCAAUCUGUUAUCGUCGAAUAAAGUAUCAACGACCAAUGUGACAGCCGUUGCGGUAGGACACAAGUUAAACUCGACGAUUCCUCACCGAAGGGGCCAAGACACGUGCAUCUACGACGUGGAAAUGAAUAAUUCAUCGUACAAAUUAUCUAAAACUUACAUCAAAGAGGAGAACACGUUGCCGGACAAUACGUGCCAGCUGAAUAGAAUAUCAUUUAAUUUCGAAAGCAAUCAACAGGAAUACGUGCCGAUCGAAACGAUUCGUCAUCUUCUAAUCAACGACAUCACCAACGCGCAGAACGACAAUACAGGAUACUGUGUGCCAGCGGAGGACGACGUGCCGGAUUUCCACGAGCUCGGCGCCGACAUAAUCGAGCGACAGUUCCACGAGCUGAGCGGCCUGAACGACGCUAUUUUCAUCGACGGAUGAGGCCUCCUCGGCCAGA
Messenger RNA from Wasmannia auropunctata (little fire ant), 2134 nucleotides. RefSeq names its product metal regulatory transcription factor 1-like. NCBI's taxonomy places the organism in Eukaryota, Metazoa, Arthropoda, Insecta, Hymenoptera, Formicidae. The transcript has 6 exons. Gene Ontology annotation, biological process: regulation of transcription by RNA polymerase II. Bases 1 to 2118 code for a protein of 705 amino acids. Gene Ontology annotation, molecular function: RNA polymerase II cis-regulatory region sequence-specific DNA binding; DNA-binding transcription factor activity, RNA polymerase II-specific. Gene Ontology annotation, cellular component: nucleus. The record is from RefSeq and is a predicted model, not a curated record.